Messenger RNA from Symbiodinium sp. CCMP2592, 1251 nucleotides. The record is from the annotation of a GenBank genome assembly. Lineage: Eukaryota; Dinophyceae; Suessiales; Symbiodiniaceae.
AUGCUUCUUUCCCAACCAUUGCGCCUCACGCGCAAGGUUGCUGCAGACCAGCCUUCGCUCAAGCCGCCGGCUCCUGCUGAUGGAAGGCCCGUUGUCAGGAUUCGCCUUGCGGAACCUCAGCAAAAUGCUGGUUGGUGUGUGGAUGCGCAACGCAGUGUCAAAGCAGACCAAAGAGACUGCACUUCGACUCGUGUGAGCGCACACAGACCUGGCCUUGCCGGCGGCGAGUGGCAGCUAGAACCGGGCUCCGCCGACUUUCAGUUUUUGAUUCGUUUCGUGUCCAAUCACUUCAGUCAGACAAGCGGCUGGCUUCUGGAUGUUGCGGAAGAUGCGCAGCGGUGGCACAGCGUCAUCGUCAGGAAAGAUGAUGACAACGUCCCCGCUGCCGAGUGGAUGAUUGAGCCGCAAGGUGGCCUUGAUGUUUCAUCAGGAGUAUCCCCUACCUACAGGCUUCGCUUGGCAGUUGGUCCGAGCGAGGCAGUUGGUUGGUUUCUGAAUGUCGACAGCAAGCCUUGUAAUCGCCGUACGACGGACUCGGUGUACUUGCAGGUAUCCCCAAGUGACUUUGCCACGUGGAUCUUUGAAGUCCAAAAGGCCAAAGCUCCACGGAGCUUAGUUCUUCGCCAGGAGCGCCUUUACGAGGUCGUUGUUUGCAACUUAUCGGGGAGGCCAUUGAUACUCCAAGGGUGCCAAGAUGUGGCCACGCGAACGCGAAAGGCGAUAGCAGGAAGCUUCCUGCAGCUUGUUCCAGUGGUCUCUGCGCUGGAAGGUACAGAAGAUCAUGGUGCACUCGUGGAGCCGACAGCCCAGUCUGACCGUCUCCCCAACUUCAGUGCAAAUCGGCAGGCCUUCCUUGUUGGCAAAGAGGCAUACUCGAGAGCACCACAGAUUGGCUUUUCGCUUGCCUUGACGUGGCUGCAGGCAAAGUUUCAGCACAGUGGCAGCUGCGGAGAUCUCCUCGAGUUCUCCGUGACAUACUUGACGGUGGAAGGCAUAGCAUUUGCCAGUGCCGAUGUAGAUUUCGAAAACACUGUCUCUGGCCAGAGUGGUUCAUGCUGGGUCCUUGCAUGCUGUGCUUGGCUCAGACAGGGAGAGGCUAGCCGGUAUGAUGAGAUGGAUGGGUGGACGUCGCAAGAUCAUCCCAUCUCUGUCAUUGCUUCUUGGACUUGGUGCAACUCUGGUGAAGUGGCAACUUUGUUCACCGACCCUGAGUCGUCGGGUGCAGAUGGCAGGCCAGUUUCCAGUCAUUAA